This is a messenger RNA of Eubalaena glacialis (North Atlantic right whale), 891 nucleotides long. RefSeq names its product high mobility group AT-hook 1 (gene HMGA1). The coding region runs from base 381 to 704 and encodes 107 amino acids. The transcript is spliced from 7 exons. Gene Ontology annotation, molecular function: transcription coregulator activity; DNA binding. Gene Ontology annotation, cellular component: nucleus; chromatin. The record is from RefSeq and is a predicted model, not a curated record. Gene Ontology annotation, biological process: regulation of DNA-templated transcription. Lineage: Eukaryota; Metazoa; Chordata; Mammalia; Artiodactyla; Balaenidae.
CCCCCUGCCCCUGGGUCGCUCUUUUUAAGCUCCCCUGAGCCGGGGCUGCGCUCCUCUAAUUGGGACUCCGAGCCUGGGCUAUUUCUGGCCCUGGCGCGGCUCCAAGAAGGCAUCCGCAUUUGCUACCAGCGGCGGCGGCGGCGGAGCCAGGCCGGUCCUCAGCGCCCAGCACCGUCGCUCCCGGCAGCCCGGAGCGCGCACCGCAGGCCGGCGGCCGAGCUCGCGCCCCUAGUCCCGCCGGCCGACCUGCAACCGCCGGGCGCAGACACUUGCAGAGUCACCCUGGGCCCCGGGUCUGCAACAGGGACGACAGGGACUUUACCAGCCCCCAGACGGCAUCCCAGCCGUCGCUCCUCCACCUGCUCUGCCGACAAGGGAAGAUGAGCGAGUCGAGCUCGAAGUCCAGCCAGCCCUUGGCCUCCAAGCAGGAAAAGGACGGCACUGAGAAGCGAGGGCGGGGCAGGCCGCGCAAGCAGCCUCCGGUGAGUCCUGGGACGGCGCUGGUAGGGAGUCAGAAGGAGCCCAGCGAAGUGCCAACACCUAAGAGACCUCGGGGCCGACCGAAGGGGAGCAAAAACAAGGGCGCUGCCAAGACCCGGAAAACCACCACAACUCCAGGGAGGAAACCAAGGGGCAGACCCAAAAAACUGGAGAAGGAGGAAGAGGAGGGCAUCUCGCAGGAGUCCUCAGAGGAGGAGCAGUGACCGUGCCGUGCCGCCCGCUCCCUCACCGAGGAGCAGUUUCCUUCUGGGACUGGACAGCUCCGCUCCGCUCCCACUGCCCCCACCCCUUCCCCCAGGCUCUCGUGUCACCGCCACCCACCUGCGCCCUCACCACCACACUACACAGCACACCAGCCGUCGCCGCAGGGCCCCCGGGGCCCCGAGUCGG